Messenger RNA from Haliotis rufescens (red abalone), 3122 nucleotides. Its product is annotated as alpha-(1,3)-fucosyltransferase C-like. Gene Ontology annotation, molecular function: alpha-(1->3)-fucosyltransferase activity. Gene Ontology annotation, cellular component: membrane. The record is from RefSeq and is a predicted model, not a curated record. NCBI's taxonomy places the organism in Eukaryota, Metazoa, Mollusca, Gastropoda, Lepetellida, Haliotidae. The transcript has 2 exons. Bases 59 to 1360 code for a protein of 433 amino acids.
UUCGCACGGAUGGGUCGGUUGGAGAACUGUUGAGGGUUUGUUGAGGGCAGAUAACUUCAUGAUGCAAGAUCAUCGAAAAGUCUUAAUUAUCCUAUGUGGGGCCUUCGUGGUUACAUGCUUCAUGUACCUUUUCGCGUUGCCAUCAUAUACCGGAAGUCACGGUUUUGUUUCUCCCCUUGAUGAAGGAGUGCGUCAAUUUUCAUCUCUGAAGGCACACACGUGGGAGGAUACCUUGAUUGGGAAAAUGACAUCAGGAUCAGACAGGGUUAAGAGUAACUCCUACACAAUCUUACAACAUGCUUCAUCUCGGCUUGUCUUCAAUGAAGCCAUUACAAAGUACUGGAAUCCAAUAGAUGGGGUCAAUAUGGAUCUCCCAUUCAAAUACAAGUCCUUGACAAAUUACACUGUAAAUGGAACAAAGCUUAUUGUAUUUGAUAAUUGUCCUGACUGGUUGCGCUCAUCACUUAAAGGUAAGAUGAAGCUAUGCAAAUACAGCAACUGUUUGUUGUCAGAGAAUCGCUCAAUGAUUGCAGAGGCAGACGCAGUCCUCUUCAAUGGCAAAUCGAUAACCCCGACACCCCCAACCCGCACCCCGGGACAAGUGUGGGUAAUAUUCGCUUGGGAGAGUCCUGCUAACCUUGCACACACAAUGACCACAAUGCACAUACUGAAAUGGAGAAGAGUAUUAAAUUGGACUAUGACAUACAGAACAGACUCCGACCUCUUCGCGCCCGUGGGGAUGUUUGUACCGACUCUGAAACUCCCCUCGUAUCAUCAUCUUCUGAAUAUCGUGCAACGCAAGACGAAGGCAGUUGCUUGGUUUGUUAGCCAUUGUAAAACAGCUUCAAGACGAAUGGCAUAUGUCGAAAGGCUAAAGAAAAUCAUUGACGUUGACGUAUUUGGACGUUGUGGGCCUGAGGAAUGUUUAAAAUCUAGUCCAGAAUGCAUAAACAUGCUGAACCAUACCUACAUGUUUUAUUUGUCGUUUGAGAACUCCUUGUGUAAAGACUACAUCACGGAGAAGCUGUACAAGACAUUCAACGUGCCCUGCGUCCCGAUAGUCCGGGGCGGGGCCGACUACAAACACCUAGUACCCAAUGGGACGUACAUCGAUGCAGCUGAUUUCUCCAACCCGGAGUCUCUGGGCUGGCAUCUCAAGGGUCUUAUGUCUAACACGUCUGCUUACAUGGACAUACUCAUGAGGAAGGAACAGUACAGGGUUUUCAUGUCAUCUCAUGGGAAGCAUAUGGCAUUUUGUGAACUUUGUUAUCGACUUAAUAACCCAGGUACUCUGUGGGACACACAGACAGAUGUAGAGAAAUGGAAAGAAGAAUGCCAUGCACCAAGAGAUCUUGGCUAGGUGAGACCAAAAGGCUUAAUGUUCGAAUAAUAAAUUUACAGAUUAAUUAAAAUACAGUGAUUGUUGUAGGCCUUGAAGAGGCAUGAGUAUCGCAGGGACGGGGAAACAACUUUGUUUUCAAUUGAAGCAACAAGUACCAGUGGUUGACGCCACCACAACAAAAUGAGUACGUGGGUUCGAACCAAUGUGCUUUUGGGUUAUCAUCCUUGGUCAGUGGAUGCAAUAAUCCCGAUCAUAAGGGAUACACCUCUUUGUCAAUUAACGUGCAUAAGUCUUAAAAUUAAGAGAGCAUGUUUUGAUAUUACUGGUCCACUUUUCAAAACGUUGAUACUCUCACAUUCACUCUGAAGAUUGAGAUCUUCUGUAACGACCCAGUUUGUGAUUAUAAACAGAUGUUCAACAAACAACAUACAUCUCAAUAUCUAACUAUACACAAAUAAAAUAGUUGAGGACCUCCUGUAUAUUUUACAAUGACUGGUUGUACGAGCGUUGGCAUUUAAACCCAAACAACAAUAAGCUCGGAAAAACUAAUGUUGUUUCAUGAAGACACCUCUGACAAUAAGAAAACAUAAAAAGUUUAUCCUGUUUUUCAAUUUUAAUCAUUAUCUCAAAAAAAACUCAGAGGCACUGUAUUUGUGCAAAACAGGAGCCACAAAAAAUAUGUAGGUAAAGAAUCAGGAACACAAUUCCACAACAUGAUUCAUGAUGAAAAAUGUAAUUUUCAGUCCAAGAUUACAUUCAUGACACAAAUCAUUGAUAGAGGGAAACCCGCAAUGUGCCCGAAUGACAGCUUGCAGCCUUCGUCUCCUACCUCGAGUAUGUCGUCUGAUCUGUGGAAGAGGCAACUGCAGCCAUUCUCCAAUGAAAGCUGCCUCCCAUCGGGCCAGAGCGUGUACCGAUGGGUCCAGUGCCUGUACUCGACGCCCCAAAAUGUCCUAAAUAUGCUAUUGUGCUUAGGUGCAGGUGUUGCCACAUCGGCAUUCUGGAGAAAAGCCAUUACUGCUCCGGAAAUGUGGUCGGGUGACGAGUGGGUGGUUGUCGAAAUAGCGUACAACAAAUGAUUGAAGGACGUUACGAAUGUACCGAUCAUCAUUGAGAUUUCCUUGAAUCCACCUUAUGCGUCACAGGCAACCCCAAACCAUAACGGAACCUCCACCAUACGGUGUCGUAGGUUUUAUGUUCCUGGGUGUGUAGGCCAUAUUUUAUCCCUCCAAACCCUUAAUCGGCCAUCCGUGACGUGGGGAAGGAACCUCCUUUCAUUAGACCAAUGGACUCUUCGCCAAGUCCUCAGAUUCCUAGCUCUCCGGGCCAAACACCAUAUUAAACGAAUUUUCCGAUGAUGAUCGGCAAGGAAGGGACGCUUGAUAACCCUUCUGGACUUUAUACCCGCCGAUUUCAGUCGAUUCCUCAAUGUUCUGGUUGACAUCCGUCUAUUGGGUAACCAUUGGCGUUUCAGAACAGAAGAUGUUGCAAAUGGUUGACGACGUACACGCUGAAGCAGGGCUAUGUCUUCACGCCUUGACGCCAUGCGAGGUCUUCCUGGGCGUAGGAGAUCCUGUACAGCAUUGGUGUGGCCGUGUGUUCGUAUCAGUCUGAUGAUUAUGAUAUAAUGAUAUCCUUAUUGGCGUGACAUGCGUCUAUCUCUCGCUUCCGUGGGAUAAACAUUUGAACGGAAGAGGCGUUGCACAGUACGUUGAAAGCACUGCUGUAUUAUUUCAACCAUAUAUUAGACAUCCCGGAAUGUUCGUUUGUUCAGUUUUCA